GAUCAAGAGUUUCUGUAUUAGCCACUUGGCCAGCAGCUUUCUUUUUUUUGGGUAAAAAGUUUGAUUCUAAUAAGAUGUUUAAUUUUGUUGCUUGUGCUGAGGUGGUUGAUUGUGAUAAUGUAGUUAAGGACUACAAGAAAGUUUAUGAAGAAUUAUACAAUCCAAGUGAUCCAAAUAACCCAAAUUCAGAUACUUUUCUUGCUUUAAUCAUCAAAUAUGCUUUUAUAUCUGAAGAUGAAUAUACUCAUGCUAAUGCUAUUUGGAUACAGGCCAUUCAUAAACUUAUUUUUGAUGAAAAUUAUCUUUUGGCAAAACUUGACUCCGACGUUGUUGAUACAUGA
Molecule: messenger RNA, 341 nt
Organism: Racocetra persica
Lineage: Eukaryota; Fungi; Glomeromycota; Glomeromycetes; Diversisporales; Gigasporaceae
Source: the annotation of a GenBank genome assembly